Molecule: messenger RNA, 7234 nt
Organism: Oncorhynchus nerka (sockeye salmon)
Lineage: Eukaryota; Metazoa; Chordata; Actinopteri; Salmoniformes; Salmonidae
Gene: kif6
Product: kinesin family member 6
Exons: 21
Coding region: 16-2403 (795 amino acids)
Biological process (GO): microtubule-based movement
Cellular component (GO): kinesin complex; microtubule
Molecular function (GO): microtubule motor activity; ATP binding; microtubule binding
Source: RefSeq, a predicted model, not a curated record
CUACCGCUACAACAAAUGUGGAGCGGUGGAGCAGUCAUCAUAAAAGUUUGUUUAUCCAAAUGUGAAUGCGUUUGCAUGAAAACAUAUGAUUCCCAGAUCACAGUUGAAGAGAAAAUGGUAAAACAGAGCAUCCAGAUCUUUGCCCGCGUAAAACCCACAAAGAAACCGGCCUCGGUAUACUGUGUGGACAAUGGGGAGCCGGCGGGUUCCAUACUGGAGUUCCUGGUACCCAAGGACCUGGCUGACGGCUUCAUAAACAACAAGAAGGAGACCUACAAGUUCAGGUUCCAAGAGGUGUUUGAUCAAACAGUCAAGCAAGAGGACAUAUUUGAAGCCAUCGCCAAGCCAGUGGCAGACAGUGUAUUGUCGGGAUACAAUGGUACCAUCUUUGCCUAUGGCCAGACUGGUAGCGGGAAGACCUUCACCAUCACAGGAGGCGCUGAGCGCUACAGUGACCGGGGCAUCAUCCCUCGCACGCUGUCUUACCUCUACCAGCACUUCAGCCAGGACAGCAGUAUGGUGUACACCACCCACAUAUCUUACCUGGAGAUCUACAACGAGGUGGGCUAUGACCUGCUGGACCCCCGGCACGAGGCCUCUCGCCUGGAGGACCUACCGAAAGUUACCAUCAUGGAAGACCCGGACCAGAACAUACACCUGAGAAACCUGUCACUCCAUCAAUCAGCCAAUGAGGAGGAGGCUCUCAACUUGCUCUUCCUGGGAGACACCAAUCGCAUGAUUGCAGAGACCCCUAUGAACCAGGCAUCCACGCGUUCUCACUGCAUCUUCACCAUGCACGUUUGUGGCCGUGAGCCCGGCUCGGUCACCGUGCGGCGUUCCAAGCUACAUCUGGUGGACCUGGCAGGCUCGGAGCGGGUGGGCAAGACAGGCGUGUGUGGGCAGCUGCUCACAGAGGCCAAGUACAUCAACCUGUCACUGCACUACCUGGAGCAGGUCAUCAUUGCUCUCUCAGAGAAGAACCGCUUGCACAUUCCCUACCGAAAUUCCAUGAUGACGUCGGUGCUGCGGGACAGCCUGGGAGGGAACUGCAUGACCACCAUGAUCGCCACUGUGUCUGUGGACAAGAGAAAUGUUGAUGAAUCCAUCUCCACAUGUCGCUUUGCCCAGCGGGUCGCUCUGAUCAGGAACGAGGCUCUGCUGAAUGAAGAGAUGGACCCUGCCCUGCUAAUUGUGAGUCUGAAGAGGGAGAUCCAGUGCCUGAAGGAAGAGCUCUCUAUGGUGACCGGGGAGAAAAGAGAGGACCAGCUAACUCAAGAGGAGAUUCAUAAGAUGGAGGAGCUGGUCAAGGUCUUUCUGGAAGACCCUGAUUGUGAGGUCACACUGGCAUUGGGACCUGACAUGAGAAAAAUCCAUUACUGUUUCUCUCUGCUAAAGGUAAUGAUACGAGAGAGGUUGUCUAUUGGAGACGAGGGAGGCGACCACCCAAGCCCUCCCCCACCUGUGGUAUUCCCCGACCAAAAAGACAGUCCCCAGGUCCAGCCUGCAGACCUGAUCAAGCUGAGGGAAAUGUUGACUCAGCGCGAUAACGAGAUCAAUAUCCUGGUGAGCAUUCUGAAGAAGGAGAAGAGGAGAUCUAAGGACGCUGCUGCUCAACUGGCCAACAUCUCCAAUGGCCGUUCCUUGGACCCUCAGAGUCCUUUGAGGUUAUACACAGCGUCACUGGCAGGAGACACAGAGGCAGUUGAGAAUGACCAUGGAGUGCCACCCACUCUUUAUGGGGAAAGAGCGUCCAAGCUGUCGAUGGGAAAACAGGAGGCUUUUGAGAUCUUCAGGAGAGACCAUGAAGACCGGCUGACCAUCGAGGACAACAAGGCCCUGCUCAAACAGAGGUUUGCUGAGGCUAAAGCAUAUGGGGAGGAGGUGAACGAAGCCAGAAACGGAGUCAAUAAACUGAAGAAGCAGUUGGAAUUGCAUAGGAUGCAGAGAGCCGCUCACGGUGUCACUGUUAGCCCAGCAGAGGUAGAGGAGGUAGACCCUGUGGAAGAAAACAUCCGCAGACAGAUGGAUGAGGAGAAGAAGAGUUACAAGAGCACCUUUGGCCAUCUGAAAACACUGAAGAUGGAGAUUGAGCACCUGCAGCUGCUGCUGGAGCGGUCAAAGGUGAAGCUCCAGAGAGACUUCCAGGAUUGGUGGAGCCAGGAGGCCGCCAUGCUACAGGUCCCAGAGUCAGAGGGCAUGGCUAGGGGUCAAAGUUCAAUACGGACCAAUCAGAGCUCCGAGUCGUCCUCUCCUAGCCAUCCAAUGACCAGAGCCCUGUCCUCCACUGAGCUCUCAAAGUCCUUCUUCCCUCUGACUGGAGACCAGCAGACAGACGCAGACAUCCUGGGCUUCAUUAGGGCCCGACACAACCUGCUAAACAGGACAGGGCCACCUCUGCCAUGACCAAAAUGCUUGUCUUGUGGCUGCAUCCCGAGCAGAAGUGAAGGAGUGCCACCCGGGAACAUCUGAAUGUGUUCGACACACAUAGGAUCUAUGCGAUUGGUGCCUAAUGAACUUAACCAAGAUGCUCUCACAUGUCCACAUGAGACUCAGGCCUCAAUUAUGUUAGAAUGGAUGUUGGUUGGAUGAAAAGGAACUGGAGGAAGACUAAAAUUCACUCACUCACACACAUACACACACACACACACACACACAUUCUCUCUCAGACAUACAAACACACACACUCACCCACUCUCUCACUCACACAAACACUAGUGGUGUGUGGGUCAUCCCUGUUAGUGAGCAUUUCUCCUUUGCCAAGAUAAUCCAUCCAACUGACAGGUGUGGCAUAUCAAGGAGCUGAACUUCUCCGGGAUCGGUGCCCCUUCCAUGGGACGGUUGAGCUAACAUAGCAUGAGGUUGUAAGUAACAAGAAAAUUUCCCAGGACAUAGACAUAGCUGAUAUUGGCAGAAAGCUUAAAUUCUUGUUAAUCUAACUGCUCUGUCCAAUUUACAGUAGCUAUUACAGUGAAAGAAUACCAUGCUAUUGUUUGAGGAGAGUGCAGUUUUGAACAUGAAAAGUUAUUAAUAAACGAAUUAGGCACAUUUGGGUAGUCUUGAUACAACAUUUUGAACAUAAAUGCAAUGAUUCAUUGGAUCAGUCUAAAAAUGUGCACAUACACCGAUGCCAUCUAGUGGCCAAAAUCUAAAUUGCAUCUGGCCUGGAAUACUACAUUAUGGCCUUUCUCUUGAAUUUCAAAGAUGAUGGUACAAAAAAAAUACAAAAUAACGUUUUAUUUUAAUUUUUUUAUUAUCUUUUACCAGAUCUAUUGUGUUAUAUUCUGCUACAUUCCUUCACAUUUCCAAAACAUUCAAGAAUAUGCAUAUCCUUGCUUCAGGGCCGGAGCUACAGGCAGUUAGAUUUGGGUAUGUCAUUUUAGGCAAAAAUUGAAAAAAAGGGGCAGAUCCUUAAGAGGUGCACAUUGUGCUGGGGACAUUGUGUGACAGAACACAAUGCCAAAGAUGUCCCAAGUUUUGAGGGAGCGUGCAAUUGGCUUGUUGACUGCAGGAAUGUCUACCAGAGGCUGUUGCCGCUUCCAACAUUGUUUUAGAGAAUUUGGCAGUAUGUCCAGCUGGCCUCACAACCACAGACGACAUGUAUGGCUAUGGACAACUAACACAAUUGCAUUCUAUCGCAAGCACAGAGACACCGUAACGAGAUCCUGAGGCCCGUUGUCAUACAUCCGUCUCCAUCACCUCAUAUUUCAGAAUUAUAAUUCACGGAUCUGUACACAAUUCCUGGAAGCUGAAAAUGGCACAGUUCUUCCAUGGCCUGCAUACUCACCAGACAUUUCACCCAUUGAGCAUGUUUGAGAUGGUCUGGAUCACCUUGUACGACAGAGUGUUCCAUAUCGCACAGCCAUUGAAGAGGAGUAGAGCAACAUUCCACAGGCCACAAUUAAGUCUGAUCAACUCUAUGCAAAGAAGAUGUGUUGCGCUGCAUGAGGCAAAUGGUGGUUACACCAGAUAUUGACUGGUUUUCUGAUCCACACCCAUUUUUUUAAGGUAUCUGUGACCAACAGAUUCAUAUCUGUAAAUCCAGUCAUGUGAAAUACAUAGAUUAGGGCCGAGUGAAUUUAUUUCAAUUGACUGAUUUCGUUAUAUGAACUGUAAUUCUUUAAAAUUGUUGCAUGUUGCGUUUACAUUUCUGUUCAGUAAAUAUGUGAAAAUCUGAGGCCUGCGCCUGACCCGGCAAUAUAGAAAAUGCACUGUGUGCUACAGUUACAGAUGGUCCCCCAAAAAUUUGACAGGGGUGCAGGAUUUAUUUUGCCUGAUUUAGAAAUGUUUCUGCUUAUAAUUUCCAACAUUUUGGUAGACAAUUUGUUAGUCAAUGUGUCUAUAAUUAGAUACAUGCAGGUUCUCAUCUGUCAUUCAUUAUAUGUUGCCCAAGAAGACUAAAUAAACCUUUGCUCACCAGAAUGUCAUAAAUCGAUAGAGUUAAUGCUUCAAUCUAGUUUGCAUCUGCACCUUUCAUCUCGGCUUCCUUCGUGGAGAAAACACGUUUAGGGACCAGGUACAAAAUGCAAUAACAAAAAAAAAAGUUUUUUUACAUUUGCAUUUCCAAUUUUGCAAAUGACAUCAGUUUAACCGGUUGUAAGGAAAUAGAAAGCUGUGAAAAUGACCCAACAUGUUUCUGUUAAGAUUUCAGUUCGACUUGAAUGUAUAUUUUAUGUGUUUGAAAUACUAUAAGCUUUUGUGUUGCUGAUAAAGAUUGCACCUCUACAGAUGGUAUCUAACUGGCUAUGCAUGCCAUCGAUAGAAUGCAAAAUAAGAAAUCUUAAAAUAGUAUAGUUUAAAAAUAAACUAUACUAUGAAACAAAGAUGAAUGAUAAUAAAAAGCUUUGGGGCACCUUAAAUUCAAUUUUGGGGAAUAGAGCCAACUCGGCUCCAUCGUUCAUUGAAUCAGGUGGCUCAUUUAUCACAAAACCCACUGAUAUUGCCCACUACUUUAAUUACUUUUUCAUUGGCAAGAUAAACAAACUUAGGGAUGACAUGCUAGCAACAAAUGCUGACACUACACAUCCAAGUAUAUCUCACCAAAUUAUGAAAGACAAGAAUUGUACUUUUGAAUUCUGUAAAGUCAGUGUGGAAGAGGUGAAAAAAUUGUUGUUGUCUAUUAACCAUGACAAGCCACCAGGGUCUGACAAUCUGGAUAGAAAAUUACUUAGGUGUGGCAAUAUCGUCCGCUAUUAUCCUAUUUGCCACAUCUUCAAUUUAGGCUUACUAGAAAGUGUGUGCCCUCAGGCCUGGAGGGAAGCUAAAGUCAUUCCACUACCCAAAAACAGUAAAGCCCUCUUUACUGGCUCAAAUAGCCGACCAAACAGUCUGCCACCAAUCCUUCUGGAAAAAAUGGUGUUUGACCAGAUACAAUGGUAUUUUACAAACAAAUUGAAAACAGACUUUCAGCACGCAUAUAGGGAAGGACACAACAAGCACGGCACUUACACAAAUUACUGAUGUUUGACUGAGAGAAAUGUAUGAUAAAAUGAUUGUGGGGGCUGUCUUGUUAGACUUCAGUGCAGCUUUUGACAUUAUCGGUCAUAGUCUGCAGCUGGGAAAAUGUAUGUGUGAUGGCUUUACAUCCGCUGCUAUAAUGUGAAUAAAGAGUUACUUGUCUAACAGAACACAGAGGCUGUUCUAUAAUGGAAGCCUCACAAACAUAAUCCAGGUAGAAGCAGGAAUUCCCCAGGGUAGCUGUGUAGGCCCCUUACCUUUUUCAAUCUACAUGCCAGUGUGUCUAUGUAUGUGGAUGACUCAACACUAUACACGUCAGCUAUUACAGCAACUGAAAUGACUGCGACACUUAACAAAGAGCUGCAGUUUGUUUUGGAAUGGGUAGCAAGGAAUGAAUAAGUCCUAAAUAUUUCCAAAACUAAAAGCAUUUUAUUUAGGACAAAUGAAUGGGGCCAUGUAUCGUGAGAUUUUGAGUGAAAACCUCCUUCCAAGUUUUUUCAUUUGAUGAGUCCAAUGCGAAUGAUAUACUGCUUCCUUGGGAACAGACCCAAAUCCCCAUUAUUUGCGUGAAGAAAAAGAUAGAGAAAAAGGUGGCAGAGGUUGGGCUGCCUUCUGAGAAUUUGUGGGCGAGCCAGUAAAUCUCCACUGCCAUCCGUUCCAUUGGCCAAAGUGCAAUAAUUGGAAAAUAAAAUCCAUGACCUACGAUAAAGAUUAUCCUACCAACGGGACAUUAAAAACUGUAAUAUCUUAUGAUUCACCAAAUCGUGGCUGACAACAUCAUCCCCACAUUGAUCGUACAAACAUAUCCCAACCAGAAGCCGUGGAUUACAGGCAACAUCCGCAUCGAGCUAAAAGCUAGAGCUGCCACUUUCAAGGAGCGGGACACUAAUCCUGACGCUUAUAAGAAAUCUCUCUAUGUUCUCAGAUGAACCAUAAAACAAGCAAAGCGUCAAUACAGGACUAAGAUUGAAUCAUACUACACCGGCGCUCGUCGGAUGUUGCAGGGCUUGAAAACUAUUAUGGACUACAAAGAGAAACCCAGACGUGAGCUGCCCAGUACAGGAAAAGACGGGCCGAACAGGCUCUCAUUAACAUUGACGGGGUUGUAGUGGAGCGGGGCGAGAGUUUCAAAUUCCUUAGGUCGUUGGUGAUGUGGACACCAUCAUGGUCCAAACACACCAAGACAGUUGUGAAGAGGGUACAACAACACCUUUUCCCCCUCAGGAGACUGAAAAGUUUUGGCAUGGGUCCCCAGAUCCUCAAAAAGUUAUAUAGCUGCACCAUCAAGAGCAUCCUGACCGGUUGCAUCACUGCCUGGCAUGGCAACUGCUCGGCAUCUGACCGUAAGGCAUUACAGAGGGCAGUGUGUAUGGCCCAGUACAGUUCAAGCUUCCUGCCAUCCAGAACCUAUAUACUAGGCGGUGUCAGAGGAACGACCAAAAAAUUGUCAAAGACUCCAGUCACCCAAGUCAUAGACUGUUUUCUCUGCUACCACACGGCAAGCGGUACUAGAGUGCCAAGUCUAGGACCAUAAGGCUCCUUAACAGCUACUACCCCCAAGCUACUACCCCCCCACCAUUUGUUUUGUACACUGCUGCUACUCACUGUUUAUUAUCUAUGCAUAGUCACUUCACCCCUACCUACAUGUACAAAUUACCUACAUGUACAAAUUACCUCGACUAACCUGUACCUCGACUAACCUGUACUAACCUGCACAUUGACUCGAUACCGGUACCCCCUGUAUAUAGCCUCGUUAUUUACGUUUUACUUUUGUUUAUUU